ACUUUAAAUUGCUCUGCGGCUGCGCACUGUUUUACUGCGCUCACAGCUUUGCACAGUGGGUAGCUCAAAACUGCAUCCAGAGUGUCUGCGGAGUAAAGGUUUGGACAAGUCAGCACUUAUUCAGAAAUGGAGAAUUUGCUAAAGAUUGGCAGGUAGAAACUUUCCUUCACUUCUGCCACUGCCAGUGUGAAGAUAUAUUCCAAACGUUUUCACCAAUGUUGACAGCAAGUUGACUACAGCUGUCCACUCCUGCCACUAAACCUACUUCUCUACACACCUGACUGCCUGAAGACUUCACUAUGUAUCAGAUUGUCCCAGUGGCUCCUUGGGACCAGCAGACAGUUGGAAGAGCUGGGGGCUCUCCGCUAAAAAAGAAACUGGCUAAUGAAGGCCGACCCAUGGCGAUGGCAGGAAUGUUGGGUUGUGCCUUGGUGCUGGCUGCUGUUGUCGCCUGGUGCUACUACUCAGCAUCACUCCAUAAGGCCCAGCUGCUGAAGACUGAGUUAUUAAACCUCAACAAGGAUGGUUUUAUCAUUCAUAACCAGGCAGGGGCUGUCAUCUUCACUAUGACCUUCAGGUCUGGCACUCUGAAUCUGGACUCCUGCUCAAAGGAGGGAAAUAUUCUGAGCUGCACUCAGUCAGAUUCUGGAAAGCUCAACUUCUUUAUAGAGCCUGUCCAACCAAAGGGCACUGUGAUGUGUUACCGUGUUCGCUGGGAGGAGCUGCAAAAUAAGCGCACAGUGGAGCACGCCAUGGCCUAUAAUGACUCUCACUGGUACGGAGGGGCAGAGACAGCAACACAGUACUGGCCUAUCAGGAUCCAGGGUGAGGAGGAACCACGGCCUUUCAUCACCAGUGAUAUCUACGCCAAUCGGAAUGGUUUUGGGGGAAUCCUUGAACGCUACUGGUUGUCCUCGAAUGCAACUGCAAUCAAAAUUAAUGACUCAGUACCGUUUCAUUUGGGCUGGUCAGAGAAGAACAGGACACUCAGAUUCCAGGCCCAGUACCGGGAUUCUCCCUUCAAACCACCAGAGGGACAGCAGGCCUUACCUGAGCUCAGCUAUAGAGUGUGUGUGGGGUCAGAUGUUACCUCUAUUCACAAAUACAUGGUGCGUCGGUAUUUCCCAAAGCCUAUCAAAGUCCCGUCUCCUGAAGUGUUCAAAUACCCUGUGUGGUCCACAUGGGCUUUCCACAAAACGGCUAUAACUCAGGAGAAGCUGCUGCAGUACUCCUCUGAAAUCACCAAACAUGGCUUCACAUGCUCCCAUCUGGACCUGGAUGACCGCUACACAGCUGACUAUGGAGAGUUUGACUUUGACCCACAGAAGUUUCCCAAUGUCAGUGGUAUGUUUGACAAACUCAAAGAGGACAGGUUUCAAGUGUCUCUCUGGACACAUCCCUUUAUUAACUAUGACUCCAUUAAUUUUGGUGUUGCUGUGGAGAAAGGACUGUUUGUCCGGGAACCGAGCGGUGAGCUGCCUGCUCUGGUUCGCUGGUGGAAUGGCAUUGGAGGAAUUUUGGACUUUACCAAUCCAGAAGCCCGGGAGUGGUAUUCCUCACAUCUGCGCAUGCUUAAAACCCGCUAUGCUGUGACCUCCUUUAAGUUUGAUGCUGGAGAAACAAGUUACCUCCCACGCCAGUUUAGCACCCUGGUCCCACUGUCUGACCCCUCAACCUUCACCCGGCGCUACACAGAGAUGGCCAUACCAUUCAAUGAGCGUGCAGAGCUGAGGGUGGGUUAUCAGAGUCAGAACAUCUCCUGCUUCUUCAGGAUCAUUGACAGAGACUCAGUGUGGGGUUAUGAGCUGGGCCUCAAGUCCAUCAUCCCCACUGUUCUGACUGUUAGCAUUCUGGGCUAUCAGUUUGUUUUACCUGAUGUGAUAGGAGGGAAUGCAUACCCCAACCGCACUGCAGGUGGUUAUGAUGGAAAAAGCAGUCUACCAGACAGAGAGCUAUACAUCCGAUGGUUGGAGCUGUCUGCUUUCAUGCCUGCCAUGCAGUUCUCUAUACCACCGUGGGCCUAUGACAAUGAGGUGGUACAGAUAGCGCAGAAGUUCACAGAGCUCCAUAAGACUCUGGUGGCACCAAGGGUUCUUGAACUGGCAAGUGAGGUUGUUGAUACAGGAGACCCAAUCAUAAGGCCUCUCUGGUGGAUUGCCAAUGACGACGAGGCAGCCUAUAAGAUUGACUCCCAGUUCCUGAUCGGGGAUGACCUGAUGGUGGCUCCAGUGUUGGAGCCUGGAAAGCAGGAGAGGGAUAUCUACCUGCCUGCAGGCCGAUGGAGAAGCUACAAGGGGGAACAUUUUGAUAAAGGCCCCAUUUACCUCACUGACUACCCUGUGGACCUGGAUGAAGUAGCUUUCUUCACAUGGGUUCACUGAAGAUGUUAAAAAAGGCACAUAUUUAUGCAUGUCUGCAUUCUUGUGAGCACACAAGACAUAAAAGGAGAUGCUUGUUCUUCAAAGGGAAAUGACCACAGAUCUGCUGCCACAGCAGAAUGUGAUUGUGAUAAAGAUUAACCGCAGGCCACCCCUGACGAGCUCUUUAUCUCGACUGCCUGCAGAUUAUAACUGUCCACCCAAAGAACUUGAAAGAAGCCUGUAUUCACUUCUGAUUCUCUCAUACCAUCCAUAAGCUGAUCCUCAUCCUCGUGCCUUCCACAGCAAACAGUAAAGCUGAUCUCAGAAUGUAUCAUUAUCAUUAUUAUCUUCCAGCCAAUGGACAUCUAGAUUAUACAUUUUGUUUCAAAGCUGCUAUAAUGGUUUUAGUGUUUUAGGGUGAGAUUUGGCUUCAUUUCCGCCUCUGGGUUUAUAUUUUAUGGUAGAUGACAAUAACUGUGUCAUAAGGCAACUCAUGUGUCUUUAUUGUAGUUUGACAGGGUUGGGCACUGAACCAGCAAUAAACAUGCACUCAGUGCUGGACAGAUGUACCUGUGCUCAGAGGGCAUGCCAAACCUUAUGUCAUCAUGGCAACUGCUGUAUUGUGGAAACUCUUGACUAUCCUAGGUUUAAGAUGACAUGCAUUCACUGGCAUUGCACUGACAACAACAUGUAACUCCUUCGUUAGUCAUGCGC
Molecule: messenger RNA, 3074 nt
Organism: Monopterus albus (swamp eel)
Lineage: Eukaryota; Metazoa; Chordata; Actinopteri; Synbranchiformes; Synbranchidae
Exons: 6
Coding region: 300-2381 (693 amino acids)
Biological process (GO): carbohydrate metabolic process; skeletal muscle fiber development
Molecular function (GO): hydrolase activity, hydrolyzing O-glycosyl compounds
Source: RefSeq, a predicted model, not a curated record